Messenger RNA from Chaetomium globosum CBS 148.51, 5868 nucleotides. RefSeq lists its product as uncharacterized. Lineage: Eukaryota; Fungi; Ascomycota; Sordariomycetes; Sordariales; Chaetomiaceae. The transcript is spliced from 4 exons. The record is from RefSeq and is a predicted model, not a curated record. The coding region runs from base 1 to 5868 and encodes 1955 amino acids. Gene Ontology annotation, molecular function: ubiquitin protein ligase activity. Gene Ontology annotation, cellular component: nuclear speck. Gene Ontology annotation, biological process: protein polyubiquitination; proteasome-mediated ubiquitin-dependent protein catabolic process.
AUGUCGUCCAGGGUCACCCGCUCGUCCGCCCGUCAAGCAGCGAGCCAAGCAGCCGCAGCGGCGUCUUCCUCAACCACGACUACGGGAGCCGCCACUCUCUCCUCCGCGCCACCUCCCCCGCCAACCCCACCGACGCCAAAGCCGGCAGCGAGCGCUCGGAAACGAAAGACCAAUAUUAGCCCCGCCCAGGGCGCCGCCGAAUCGCCUUCGUCAUCCCGCAGGCCCAAGCGACCGCGCGUGGCACAAGCAUCCCCACAGCCGCAACCACCUCCCGCUCCGGAAUUGACCUCAACUUCCCGCCGGAAGGGCAAAGACCUCGCGACCAUGUCGAGCCCAGGAACGCCGGCAGGCCCCGCGCAGCACCCCGAGAACCCGUCAACGGCAUCGUCUAGUCGGCGAUCCAGCCGCAAUAAAAAGCCUGUGCAGACACGAGGUAUGUAUUUGCCGAUUCCGCCUCGCCCUUGUUCUAGUCUUACCCGGCCAUCUCUAGCAGAACCGUCCGCCCCCGCUUCUACCUCGAGUCGACGAUCAAAGAGGGGGUCCAACGCCGCCCAGGAUCAAGACGUGGUUAUGGGCGGCACUGAAGAACAUGACAAGGCAUCCGAAGCCCCGCCCCCGCCCCCGCCUCCUGAGGAUAGCUUCCCAGAAGAUAGUGACGACAAUGACGAGGACGAGGAGGCCCAACAACGGUACGACGACGAAGACGACGCCGGCGAUCCUUUUGGAAGCUUUGGCGCCGCUGGGGGUGCGGUUCCGGGUCUAACCAACACCCUCCGAACACUAACUGGCAUGGUGUCGGGCACGUCUUCAAGACUUAGGGAUAUUUUGCACAACCUCCGACAGAAGGAGGACCCCACAAUGCAGCUAAUCGCGCUGCAGGAGCUUUCGGAGCUUUUGCUUAUCCACAACGAGGAUACCCUCUCGGGGCACUUCUCGCCUGAUGCAUUCGUGAAGGAGCUGGUAGGCUUGAUGCAACCAAACGAGCUCACGGGGGAGGAGAAUCCAGAGAUUAUGCUCCUGGCAUGCCGCUGUCUUGCCAACCUCAUGGAAGCCCUGCCAGCCAGCACUUCGAAUGUCGUCUACGGCCAUGCCGUCCCUAUUCUGUGCCAGAAGUUGCUCGAGAUUUCGUUCAUCGACUUGGCCGAGCAAGCGCUCAGCACCUUGGAGAAGAUCUCGAUCGAAUACCCCUCCAGUAUUGUCCGCGAAGGCGGUCUGACUGCCUGCCUCUCCUACCUAGAGUUUUUCGCUACAAGCACGCAGCGUGUCGCCGUCACCACCGCCGCCAACUGUUGUCAGAAUCUCGACCAAGAAAGCUUCCCCGUCGUUCGAGAUGUCAUGCCAAUUCUACUGAAUGUUCUCGGGAGCAGCGACCAGAAGGUCGUGGAGAAGGGCUCUCUUUGCGUCACCCGCAUCGUUGAGAGUUUCCGGUUUCACCCGUCAAAGUUGGAGGAGCUCGUCAGUGUCGACCUGCUCAAGGCCAUUCUUCGCCUACUUGUCCCGGGUAGCACCAAUCUGAUCGGCGCGCACAUCCAUACGCAGUUCCUCCGGAUCCUUGCCUUUGCCGCACGGGCGAGCCCUCGCUUGUCAGCUGAGCUGUUCAAGAUGAACGUGGUGGAGACGCUUUAUCAGAUUCUGACAGGCGUGUCCCCCCCGGGCGGCCACGAUGACAUCGCUUCGAAGCUUGACAGCGUUCUUAUCAUGCAGGCGCUCAUCCACCGCCCGCGAGACCAGAUCAUCGAGACACUCAACGUCAUUUGCGAGCUUCUUCCGGAUUUACCAAAGUCAGCCGAUCCCGCCUCAUACGACCUCCCUGAGAUCUGCCCACCAGCUGAACCGACCACACCUUCCUCCCUCGGUUCUCGUAGAAAGACCACAAACGAAAAGCGUAUCGAGCUUCUGGAGGGCUGUAAAGAGGAGGUUCGGCGGUUUUGCAUGAUCCUCUUCCCCACGCUCACCGAUGCCUAUUCGAGUACCGUCAAUCUGAGUGUCCGCCAAAAGGUGCUGACGGCUCAACUCAAGAUGCUUUCAAACCUGGACGAAGACAUCCUUGUUGAUGCCCUGAAAUCCGUCUCCUACGCCUCCUUCCUGGCUUCCAUCAUUUCUCAACAAGAUCAUCCCUCCCUUGUCCUUUCUGCAGUAACGGCUGCUGACUUGCUCAUGAGGCGGUUGGGCACCGUAUACCGGUAUCAACUUCACCGCGAGGGUGUGAUCGCCGAGAUUACGAAGCUGGCGACCCAGGACCCGGAGCCGGAGCCACAGCCGGAGCUAGCACAGGAAGCGGAACGGAAGCCGUCGACCAACGAAGCUCAAGAGUCAGAGGAUGAGCCGGAGACGGAUGCCGAGCCGGAGGCUGAGCCGGAAGCUGGGCCGGAGGUUGAGCCGGCGUCGGAUAGGUCCUCGGCAGAGCUCGCCGGCGACCAUGCCGAGCAUCAUGGAGCUGAAGCUGGACAGGAAGAGAAUGAGGAACUCGACGAAGAUGAUGACGAGUCCCACGAUUCUUCGGAAGACGACGAGGACGACGAUGACGAUGAUGAUGAUGACGACGACGAAAAUAACGAGGAUAACGAGAACGGUCAAGAGGAUGAUCAGAAUCGGGAUAUGUCGGCGUCUCCAGUUAGCUCCGGGGGCUCCACCAUGUCUACUUCUGGGCCUCCCCCUCGCCUCCCCUCGGACCUCCCCUCGAUGAAGACGAGGAUUAUUGAACGUGCUAAGAAUUUCCUUGAGGUCCACGAAAAUGAGGAAGAGGGGAAGUCCAUGAAGAAGAAGGCCACGGAAAUUCUUGACCGUCUGUCAACUUUGGCGUCUGAGAUUGAGAACUUCUACCUUCACCGUACCUUCUCGUCUCAACUCGCGCUUGAGAGAGGCACCGAACUCUUUAAGAGCUUGGCGUCUUACUUCGACUCGGACGUGCUAAAGAGUGUCACAAGCGCUGAACUGCUCGCAUCUGGUGUCGUCCGCGUUUUGGAAGAGGUUAUGGGCAACCCGGACGAGCAGCUCGCCGUCGCGGCGCAGACAGCGUUCCUCCAAGUUUUUAUGGGAUACACCGUCAAGUCGAAGCCGAAGACCGCUACGGCCGAUUCUCCCUCGACCCCCCUCAGUAUCAUGAUCCACAAGCUCCAGGACUUGCUUAGCAGGUCCGAACACUUUGAGGUUCUUACCGUUCAUCACCAAUCGUUUGAUAGCAAUCGGAGCAGUGCAACUUCCAUGCUAGCAAAGCAGCUGCGGCUCAAACUGGUAGCUGACGAUGACUCGGACAUUCCUCGGCAUUAUCGGAACAUCAUGGUCUCGAUCCACGCCAUUACUACCUUCAAGUCCCUAGAUGAUUAUUUGAGGCCCAGGAUCAGCCUCUCAGAUCGCCCUCGCGGACCUAAGCGAGAGGCAGUCUCGAGAGCGCUAGCUGCGAUGGCCAGCUCGGGCCUUCCCAUGAGCGCAGCGGCGGCCCGGCUUAUGGAACGGUCGUUGUCCAACAGUUUGGCUCCGGCGCCUGCUCCACCUCCGGCGCCCGCAUCAUCGCAGCCAUCAGGCUCACGUUCGACGCGGAAAACUAAGUCCAAAUCAGAUCCUGUCACUGACACCCCGGUGACACCAGAACCUUCAUCCUCAAAGGAAAAGACCACACUGCGCCGGUCCUCUCGCCGCCAAGCAGUGUCGGAGGAAACGCCUCCGCCCCCGCCUCCGCCGGCGGACAAUGAAAAUGACCUUGAGAACACUCUCGAGUGCGCUGAUGAGAGGCAGCUCUCGGAUGACGAGGAGAUGGGGGAUGAUGACGCCCUGGAUAUGGUCCCGGACGUUGACGAGGGUAUGGAGGACGCCCCGACGCCCGAUCCCUCCGCCGUGAACCUAGAGUUUGUUGCUGGAGGUAAGGUGACGGCGCGCAAGGACGAUGGUACUAGAGUGCCCACGCCAUCUCAGAGUCAGAGCCGGUCCACAGCCUCGCUCCCCAACCGUUCGAGCGCGCUGACCGCAGCUCUACUCGGAACCCCAACGCCUGCCGGGUCUUCACGGCCGAUGUCAUAUGCGGCUGCGGUCCAGACCCCGCAAGACUGGCACCUGGAAUUCAGCAUUGACGGCAAGGUUGUCCCUAAUGAGACGACGAUCUACCGUGCCGUUCAUAACUCUACGCAGAAAACCAAUGACCAUUAUGGUCGCACCGUCUGGUCGUCUGUGCAUUCUAUCAAGUUCAGGCGGGUGCCCGGUCCGCCCCCGGCAGAAUCUGCUGCCUUUGGUAACCCGUCUGACCUAGGCGCGGAUUCUGAGGAUGGCAACACUCCCGGGUCCUUGGCCAAAUCCCCGGUCACAGCGUCCAUUCUGCGCCUGCUGAAGAAACUACAUGAUCUCAACGCCAAUAUCGACGAUGUCCUAGUCGAGAACAAGGAGACUCUCAAGGUCAACGUUGAGCCUCUGUCGCAGUUCGUCAACACCAAACUUACCGCCAAGUUGAACCGGCAGCUAGAGGAGCCGCUGAUCGUAGCGAGCAACUGCCUCCCGAGUUGGAGCGAAGACCUUGCGAGGCUUUAUCCCUUCUUGUUCCCGUUUGAGACGCGCCAUCUUUUCCUACAGUCAACCUCUUUUGGUUACGCCAGAUCUAUGAGCCGCUGGCAAAACGCUCAAUCUCAGGAGGAGGCCCGGCGAGACCGGCGAGAUGAAAGGCCGUUCCUUGGCCGCCUGCAACGUCAGAAGGUCCGGAUCUCUCGGGCCAAAAUUCUAGAGUCGGCCGUGAAAGUUAUGGAACUUUAUGGUGCUUCGCAAAGCAUCCUGGAAGUCGAAUACUUUGAUGAAGUCGGCACAGGACUCGGACCCACCCUGGAGUUCUACUCGACUGUUUCCAAGGAGUUCUGCAAGAAGAAGCUCAAGCUGUGGCGCGACAAUGAUCCCAACGGGGAUGACGAGUUCGUCUUUGGGCCGAAUGGGCUCUUCCCUCGGCCGCUGAGCGAGACAUUCGCCGCUUCGGAGGAAGGGGAAAAGAUUCUUCAGCUUUACAAGAUGCUGGGCAAGUUCGUUGCGCGGUCUAUGAUCGAUUCGCGGAUUAUCGAUGUGAACUUUAAUCCCAUCUUCUUCCGCAUAGGCGCCGAGCUUACGGCUGUUCGCCCGUCUCUGGGUGCGAUCAAGUCGGUCGACCCUAUGGUUGCGAGAUCGCUCAUGAUCGUAAAGAAGUUCGCGCUGGCGAAGAAGGCGAUCGACGAGGACCCAAAUCGCAGCGCGGCACAGAAGGUCACCGAUACGGAGAAUAUCGUGGUCGACAAGAUCCGAAUUGACGAUUUGUACCUCGACUUCACCCUACCGGGCUACCCCGAGAUCGAACUUAUUCCCGAGGGGGCUCAGACCCAGGUGACCAUCGACAAUGUUGACCUCUAUCUCGAGAAGGUAAUCGACAUGACUCUGGGGUCCGGAGUCCGCCGGCAGGUGGAUGCAUUCCAGGCCGGCUUCUCACAGGUGUUCCCGUACUCGGCAUUGAGCGCCUUCACGCCGGAUGAGUUGUGCACGUUAUUUGGACGGGUGGACGAGGAUUGGUCACUUGAGACCCUGAUGGACUCGGUCAAGGCCGACCACGGGUACAAUAUGGACAGCAAGACGGUGAGGAACUUGCUACAGGCGAUGAGCGAGUUUACUGCGGCCCAGCGCCGCGAUUUCCUUCAGUUCACGACGGGCAGCCCGAAGCUUCCCAUUGGUGGCUUCAAAAAGCUCACACCCAUGUUCACGGUGGUUUGCAAACCCAGCGAGGCACCCUACACGUCGGACGACUACCUCCCCAGCGUCAUGACGUGUGUCAACUACCUCAAGCUACCCGACUAUUCGGACAUUGGUAUCUUGCGAAAGCAGCUCUUUACAGCGGUCAAGGAGGGACAGGGUGCGUUCCACCUAUCUUGA